Messenger RNA from Pygocentrus nattereri (red-bellied piranha), 1652 nucleotides. Its product is annotated as SRSF protein kinase 3. Gene Ontology annotation, molecular function: protein kinase activity; ATP binding. The transcript has 12 exons. The record is from RefSeq and is a predicted model, not a curated record. The coding region runs from base 249 to 1391 and encodes 380 amino acids. Gene Ontology annotation, biological process: protein phosphorylation; spliceosomal complex assembly; regulation of mRNA processing. Lineage: Eukaryota; Metazoa; Chordata; Actinopteri; Characiformes; Serrasalmidae.
CUGAGCUGACGAUCCUGAGCACUGCUCCAGCCACCUGUCUCACCCUCCGCUCAGAAUAUCCCCCAGCUGUGUGAGAGAGUGUGUGUGUGUGUGUGUGUGUGUGUAUAUGUGUGUGUGUGUGUGUGUGGAGGGGUGGUGGUGAUGGAAAAUGGUUGGGGGGUUUUAUGUGAGAGGGGGUUUCCCCUGCACACAUUCACAGUGUCUGAGAACCUUCAAUCAAACUGAAGCCAGAGCUGACCAGCACUAAAAUGUCUCGUGCUGAGAGAGUUCCUACCUUAAAUGAACUGACUUGCUAUGAACAUCUGGAGCCGGAUAAGACAGAGGAGCAUGAGGACCCGAGAGAGUACUGCUAUGGUGGGUACCAUCCCGUACAAGAGGGAGAUGUUUUUAACAAGAGAUACAAGGUUCUGUCCAAACUCGGCUGGGGCUACUUCGCUACUGUGUGGCUCUGUGUGGACCUCAGGUCAGGCUGGCAUGUUGCUGUGAAGAUCCUCAAGAGUGGAUCUGGCUUCACCCAGGCCGGCCAGGAUGAACUAACACUACUGCGCUGUGCCAGUGGUCCUACAGCUCGAAACCCCAUAAAAGGCCACAUUGUGCAAUUGCUGGAUGAGUUUAAGAUAGUUGGAGUCAACGGGGUCCACAUAUGUCUGGUGCUGGAGCUGCUGGGGCCAGACCUUCACUGCUGGCAGGUGUGUUUCGGCAAACCUGGUCUGUCGCUCGGCUGUGUGAGGAGAGUAAUCACUCAGGUGCUUGAGGGUCUUGACUAUCUGCACACCCACUGUAAGAUCAUCCAUACUGACAUCAAGCCUGAGAACAUUCUGUUGUGCCUGGAGCAGCAACCUCCAGCACACACAGCAGGCCACAGGCCCAGAGCACACACAGAUACAGAGAACAUUUCAGUGAAGAUUGCAGAUCUUGGCAGCUCUUGCUGGGUGUACAAGCACUUCUGUGAGGAGAUCCAGACCCGACAGUAUCGCUCGCUAGAAGUUCUGCUGGGCUCAGAGUACGGCCCUCCUGCUGAUAUCUGGAGUGUUGCCUGCAUGGCUUUUGAGCUCGCCACCGGAGACUCUUUAUUUGAGCCCAAAGCUGGAAAGAACUUCUCUUUGGAAGAAGACCACCUUGCACACAUCAUUGAACUCUUAGGGAAGAUCCCUGCAUCAGUAGCUCUGUCUGGCAAAUAUUCAUCCGACUACUUCAACCGGAAAGGUGACCUCCAGAGGAUUCCUGCCCUGCGUCCAUGGGGGCUGUAUGAAGUCCUGGUGGAGAAAUAUCACUUUCCUCUCCAAGAGGCCGUCCUCUUCUCUGAUCUCCUGCUUCGGAUGCUGGACUUUCUGCCUGAGCGGAGAGCGACUGCAGCUCAGUGUCUAAAACACCCCUGGCUUAAGCUGUGACCUUACAUUCCCUUUGACUUAAAAGACUUUAUCUACCAUUUUAAUAGAUAACAGAGCUUCACACCUUUGCCUUAGUAGCUUUUUAGCCAAAUUUGUCUCAAAACUUGAAUAUACAGUAAAUAAAUUUAUUAAAAACUUGAAUACAUAGAAAGUCUUGAAGAUAAUCCCUCAUCUAAAAUUCCACCCUUCUGUUUGUUUUUAAUAAAUAUCGUUGUUGUCGGAAGAAACCCUUACAUCUCCAUUUCUGUCAUUUAUCAGUUU